Molecule: messenger RNA, 1661 nt
Organism: Euleptes europaea (tarantolino)
Lineage: Eukaryota; Metazoa; Chordata; Lepidosauria; Squamata; Sphaerodactylidae
Gene: ASPSCR1
Product: ASPSCR1 tether for SLC2A4, UBX domain containing
Exons: 17
Coding region: 1-1524 (507 amino acids)
Biological process (GO): signal transduction
Molecular function (GO): protein binding
Source: RefSeq, a predicted model, not a curated record
AUGGCGGCGGCGGGCGGCGGCGGCGGCGCGGGGGCUUCCACCGUCUCGGUCCUGGCUCCGAACGGGCGGCGAGCGACGGUGCGAGUAGGCCCCAGCACCGCGCUCCUCCAGGUUCUGGAAGAAGCUUGUAGGAAGCAGAAUUUCAGUCCCAAUGAAUAUGGCCUGAAGUUUCAGAGGACUGUGCUGGAUCUUUCUCUGCAAUGGAGAUUUGCCAACCUGCCCAACAAUGCCAGACUGGAGAUGGUGCCAAUUUCUCAUAAUAGAUCAGGAAUUGAAACUAUGGUACGGAUUGCACUACAGCUGGAUGAUGGUUCGAGGCUCCAGGACACGUUUUGCUCCAGCCAGACCUUGUGGGAGAUUCUUGGUCAUUUUGCACAGACCAGGGAAUAUGUGGAGCAAUACUGUGAAGUCUCCCCUGUCUGUAUUUACAUGCGAGAUGAGGUGACCGGGAAAACUGCUCUGGAGAAGACCAGUCUGAAGUCACUUGGUUUGACAGGAGGCAAUGCUAUAAUCAGGGUAAUUUCAAAGAAAUCUACCCCCUCUGGCCAUGCAGAAGCUAGAAACCAUGGAUCUCCCACUAAAGAUCCAAUAGCAGGGGCAGUUUCCAGGGAAGAACCAGAAGGUAGUGAACAACAUCUGGGCAGAAGUACUUCUGAACAAAUGAUGCCUCCAGUAUCAGAUGUGCCUCCAGUAUCAUUAUCAAACCUACCAACGUCUCUGUCCAGUCCUGGUGGACCCUCCAAGGCAAAGAAGUUAAAGAACAGCCAAGAAAAACUAAAGGUGCAAAAAGAGAGUUUGGAGCGAGAGGCCGUUGUAUGCCAUCCAGAUCUCCAGAAGCCAUUGGACUCUGGCCUACAAGACCUUCCGGAUGAGUUCUUUGAAGUCACAGUAGAUGAUGUGAGAAAACGCUUGGCACAGCUUAGGAGUGAGAGGAAGCGUUUGGAAGAAGCUCCCUUGAUGACACAGGCACAGCGAGAUGCUCAAAUGAAGGAGAAGUUGGAGCGUUAUCCAAAGGUGGUGCUGAGAGUUUACUUCCCUGACCGUCAUAUUCUGCAGGGCUUCUUCCACCCCAAUGAAACAGUUGGUGCUUUGAAGUGUUUUGUCAAAAGCCACCUUGCUGAUCCAGAGAUGUCAUUUUAUUUAUUUAUUGCACCUCCCAGAUCCAUCCUAAGUGAUGACAGUUUGACCCUCUUUCAGGCUAACCUCUUCCCUGCUGCUGUUGUACAUUUUGGAUCUGAAAAGCAUAGUGAUCACUAUCUAAGAUUGGACCUGCUGGAAUCUGUAGUCUCCCCCUCAGAAGCUGACCUCUUAGUAGCUAGGUAUUUGUCCAAAUCGGUAGCUCCUACUUCUCCAUCAAGUUCAGAAUCUGGUUUUGAUCCCCCACCUGAGCUCGAAGAAUCGGAUGAAAGUGUAGUUACAGAGGACACAGCAGCAGCAGCCCUUGAAGUGCCACAGCCACCAGUAAGGAGAACUGCAUCUGGAAAAGUGCCAAAGUGGCUGAAACUGCCAGGUGGGAAGAGAUGAAGGGCUUGUGAUACCUUUCUUCAGAGAGAUGCCUUGCCUACCUGGUUCCCUUUGCACCAUCUCAUUCCUAUGAGCUUCAUCUAAGAACACACAUAAAGAUGUGACUGAACAAACUGAUUUUUCAGAAUAAAAUUGCA